GCUGCUGCUGGUGCUGUUGGGGCAGGGCGCCGAGCCGAGGCGGACUGCCUGGCGACCGGACCUCGCUCACUCGCUCUCUGCAGCUGCUACUGCUCGGACUGCUGCGGGAGGGCGCUGGGGGGCUCGACCCCCACCCGCAUGAGGACGGCCCGCCCCUAGAGCUAGGGGGCAUUUCAGGGGACUACCGGGGCGCCCGGGGCUCCGUUUGCCCGGCGAAGGAGCCAACAUGGCGAGCGACUCCCCGGCUCGCAGCCUGGACGAGAUCGAUCUCUCGGCCCUGAGGGACCCUGCAGGGAUCUUUGAAUUAGUGGAACUUGUUGGAAAUGGAACUUAUGGCCAAGUCUAUAAGGGCCGUCAUGUUAAAACUGGACAGCUCGCUGCUAUUAAAGUCAUGGAUGUCACUGGGGAUGAAGAGGAAGAAAUCAAACAAGAAAUUAACAUGUUGAAGAAAUACUCUCAUCACAGAAACAUUGCUACUUACUAUGGUGCUUUUAUCAAAAAGAAUCCCCCAGGAAUGGAUGACCAGCUCUGGCUGGUGAUGGAAUUCUGUGGUGCGGGCUCUGUCACAGAUCUGAUCAAGAAUACAAAAGGCAACACACUGAAGGAGGAGUGGAUCGCGUACAUCUGCCGGGAGAUCUUACGGGGCCUGAGUCAUCUGCAUCAACACAAAGUGAUUCACCGUGAUAUUAAAGGGCAGAAUGUCUUGCUGACAGAGAAUGCUGAAGUAAAACUAGUGGAUUUUGGCGUCAGUGCCCAGUUAGACCGAACAGUAGGUCGGAGAAAUACUUUCAUUGGCACGCCGUACUGGAUGGCCCCAGAAGUUAUUGCCUGUGAUGAGAAUCCGGACGCCACCUAUGAUUUCAAGAGUGACUUGUGGUCUUUGGGAAUCACAGCCAUUGAAAUGGCAGAAGGUGCCCCCCCUCUUUGUGAUAUGCACCCCAUGAGAGCUCUGUUCCUAAUUCCCCGGAACCCAGCCCCUCGGCUGAAGUCUAAGAAAUGGUCUAAAAAAUUCCAGUCUUUCAUUGAGAGCUGCUUAGUAAAGAAUCACAGUCAGAGACCCACCACAGAACAGCUCAUGAAGCAUCCGUUUAUAAGAGACCAGCCUAAUGAACGACAGGUCCGAAUUCAACUCAAGGAUCACAUCGACAGGACAAAGAAGAAGCGAGGAGAGAAAGAUGAAACGGAAUAUGAAUACAGCGGCAGUGAAGAAGAGGAGGAGGAAAAUGACUCUGGAGAGCCCAGCUCCAUCCUGAACCUGCCUGGCGAAUCCACCCUGAGACGGGACUUCUUGCGGCUUCAGCUGGCCAACAAGGAACGUUCAGAGGCCCUGCGGCGCCAGCAACUGGAACAGCAACAACGCGAGAAUGAGGAACAUAAACGCCAGUUGUUGGCAGAACGUCAGAAGCGCAUUGAGGAGCAGAAAGAGCAGCGCCGCAGGCUGGAGGAGCAGCAAAGGAGAGAGAAAGAACUGAGGAAACAGCAGGAGAGAGAGCAGCGGAGACACUAUGAGGAACAGAUCCGCCGUGAGGAAGAAAGGAGGCGAGCAGAGCAUGAACAGGAGUACAUCAGGAGACAGUUAGAGGAGGAGCAGAGACAAUUAGAGAUCCUGCAGCAGCAACUAUUGCAGGAACAAGCCCUCCUUCUGGAGUAUAAACGCAAACAGCUGGAAGAACAGAGACAGGCUGAGCGACUGCAGAGGCAGUUACAGCAGGAAAGGGACUAUUUGGUCUCUCUUCAGCAGCAGCAACAGCAACAGCGCCAAGACCAGAGGCCAGGAGAGAAGAAGCCUCUAUACCAUUACAAAGAAGGGAUGAAUCCCAGCGAGAAGCCAGCCUGGGCCAAGGAGGUCGAAGAACGUUCUAGACUCAACCGGCAGAGCUCCCCCGCCAUGCCGCACAAGGUUGCUAACCGGAUAUCUGACCCCAACUUGCCUCCUCGAUCUGAGUCUUUCAGUAUUAGUGGGGUGCAGCCUGCUCGGACACCGCCCAUGCUCAGACCAGUGGAUGCACAGAUUCCACAUCUGGUAGCGGUGAAAUCCCAAGGACCCUCCCUCUCUGCCUCUCAGUCAGUGCAUGAGCAGCCCACAAAGGGGAUAGCGGGGUUCCAGGAGGCUCUGACGGUGACGUCUCACCGUGCUGAGAUGCCACGGCAGAACUCGGAUCCCACCUCCGAAAACCCUCCUCUCCCCCCUCGCAUUGAAAAGUUUGACCGAAGCUCUUGGUUACGGCAGGAGGAAGACAUUCCACCAAAGGUGCCUCAACGAACAACUUCCAUAUCACCAGCAUUAGCCAGAAAGAACUCCCCUGGCAAUGGAAAUGCACUGGGACCCAGACUUGGAUCACAGCCCAUCCGAGCAAGCAACCCUGACCUAAGGAGAACUGAGCCCAUCCUGGAAAGUCCCUUGCAGAGGACCAGCAGUGGAAGCUCCUCCAGUUCCAGCACUCCGAGUUCCCAGCCUAGUUCCCAGGGAGGUUCUCAGCCAGGAUCGCAAGCUGGCUCCAGUGAACGGAACAGAGUUCGAGCUAACACAAAAUCUGAAGGAUCGCCCGUGCUUCCUCAUGAACCUCCCAAAGGGAAGCCAGAAGAGUCAAGAGACAUCACCCGACCUGGUCGACCAGCUAGCUAUAAGAAAGCUAUAGAUGAGGACCUGACUGCACUAGCGAAAGAAUUAAGGGAACUCCGAAUUGAGGAAAGUAACCGGCCCCUGAAGAAGGUGACCGAUUAUUCUUCUUCCAGUGAGGAGUCAGAAAGCAGCGAAGAGGAGGAAGAAGAUGGAGAGAGUGAGACACAUGAUGGGACGGUGCCUGUCAGUGACAUCCCCAGGCUCAUACCCACAGGAGCUCCAGCAAGUAAUGAGCAGUACAAUAUGGCAAUGGUUGGAACCCAUGGUCUGGAGACCUCUCACGCAGACACAUUUAGCAGCAUUUCGAGAGAAGGAACCUUAAUGAUAAGAGAGUCAUCUGGAGAGAAAAAACGUUCUGGGCACACUGACAGCAAUGGUUUUGCUGGUCACAUCAAUCUCCCUGACCUUGUGCAGCAAAGUCAUUCUCCCGCUGGGACGCCUACUGAAGCCCUCGGGCGCGUGUCAACUCAUCAGCAAGACAUGGAUUCCGUGACUGAAUACGGCAUGGGGAGCAGCACCAAAGCCUCCUUCACCCCGUUUGUUGACCCCAGAGUGUACCAGACAUCUCCCACUGAUGAUGACGAGGAUGACGAUGAGGAAUCUUCAGCCACAGCCCAAGGGUAUCCGGGGACACUAGAAAAGGCUGGUCCUCAGGGAUUUCUGGACUUAAAGGAAGUGCCAUACAUUUCCCAAGAGCGAUUUCUAGCUCUGUUUACCAGUGAGCUACUAAGGCAAGAACAAGCUAAACUCAACGAAGCCAGGAAGAUUUCAGUGGUCAACGUGAACCCAACGAACAUCCGGCCUCACAGCGACACGCCGGAGAUUCGGAAAUACAAGAAACGCUUCAACUCUGAAAUCCUUUGUGCUGCUCUGUGGGGUGUAAACCUCCUGGUGGGAACAGAGAAUGGAUUGAUGCUGUUGGAUCGAAGUGGACAAGGGAAGGUCUACAGCUUGAUCAACAGGAGGCGAUUUCAGCAGAUGGACGUCUUGGAGGGCCUGAAUGUUCUCGUGACAAUAUCAGGAAAGAAGAAUAAACUACGAGUUUACUAUCUGUCUUGGUUAAGAAAUCGAAUCCUGCACAAUGAUCCUGAAGUGGAAAAGAAGCAAGGUUGGAUCACCGUUGGAGACUUAGAAGGCUGUAUACAUUACAAAGUCGUGAAAUAUGAACGGAUCAAAUUCUUGGUGAUUGCCUUGAAAAAUGCUGUAGAGAUAUACGCGUGGGCUCCUAAGCCAUACCACAAGUUCAUGGCAUUUAAGUCUUUUGCAGAUCUCCAGCACAAACCCCUACUUGUCGACCUUACAGUAGAAGAAGGUCAAAGAUUAAAGGUUAUUUUUGGAUCACACACUGGUUUCCAUGUGAUCGACGUAGAUUCGGGAAACUCUUAUGAUAUCUACAUCCCAUCCCAUAUUCAGGGUAAUAUCACUCCUCAUGCUAUUGUCAUCUUACCUAAAACGGAUGGAAUGGAAAUGCUCGUUUGCUAUGAGGAUGAGGGGGUGUACGUGAAUACCUACGGCCGGAUCACUAAAGAUGUGGUGCUCCAGUGGGGAGAAAUGCCCACCUCUGUGGCCUACAUUCAUUCCAAUCAAAUAAUGGGCUGGGGAGAGAAAGCUAUUGAGAUCCGUUCAGUGGAAACAGGACAUUUGGAUGGAGUAUUUAUGCAUAAGCGAGCUCAAAGGUUAAAGUUUCUAUGUGAAAGAAAUGAUAAGGUAUUUUUUGCAUCCGUGCGAUCUGGAGGAAGUAGCCAAGUGUUUUUCAUGACCCUCAACAGAAAUUCCAUGAUGAACUGGUAGCAGAUGAACACUUGGCCCUUGUCAUCAUGAUGUUGUUUCUCUAUUAAAAGAACAUGACACGUGUGGACUUAUGCCAGUCUAGAGGCAGAUACAGAAGGCUUGGUUGAACACACUGCUUUCCCCUUCCUCCACUCCCACCUUUCCCUCCCCUUCUCACACCCUGUUCUCCCACUAAAUACAGUCCAUCUUUCAUUGUUGCAGCCUGUUUGAGAAAGAGAGUGAAAAGAGGCAGGAAUUUCUCAGAGAGCCCCAAGAAUGCCAUACUGUCUCUGAACAGGGACAGACCAUGAGCACUUCAGUGCUGGGGAUGUAAACAUUGUGUGGUCUUUUCUUCUACUGUGUUACAGUGGGUUAUGACUCUUUGCUUUAAAAAAAAAUUUAUUGGUCCCUUACUUUAUACAAACAGGGAAGGAAACGGUAUUGAGAAAAAUGAAUCUUCUUUGGAUUCUGUCUGCCUGUUAGCAUUAAGUAUGCAGAAUGUUGUAAAAUUACCAAUUUUGAAUGGUGAGAGACAGCACAAAUAAUGUACCUUAUCUCUCUCCUCUGAAGGCCAUAACUGUAUAGCUGGGUAAUUUUAGCAAUCUUUUGCCUUCACCAACCUAAAGGUUGCUUUUUGACAGCAACUAGUUAAUGAAUUUUUAAAAAGAGAAGAAAAAUACUAGUUUUCCCCUCUUUUGGGAAAUAGAUUUUAAAUGGCUAAACUACUAGCCUUAGACUAAUAAAUCAACUACCAUUUUUGUCAGUCUGUCAGUCCAUAUUUUCAUAUGGACCUUACAUAAUGGUGCGUGUUGAUGGGGUAGUAGUGCCAUAUGAUUGAGUUGGCUCUGGAGAUGGAGGGAAUCUUUAGCACAUCUUUUUCCCACAGCUUGAUUAUGCAACAGGUUAGGGCAAAAGACCAGGAGAGCUAACGGGUUUCAGAAAAAGGAAGAAGAGCUUUUGAACUAAAAAUGUUAUGAGAUUUACAAGAAUGCACAAAUUCUCUUGGGCUAAGAGCUCACCGGACUUUGGUUGAUGUACCCCAAUCCUGCCGGGGAAAUUGAGGUGUGGGUGACAUCUUGGUUUCGGUCUACCCCAUCUCUUUCUUCUGUGGGUGCCACUUUCUAGAGAUGAAAACUGUGACUUUAAACAAACAAACAAACAAAAAUAAAGUAAAAGCUUCUGAGCUGCCUAUAAUCUCUCUGGGUUGGUGAGAAAAAAAAAAAAAAAGACAACCUGAGAAAAAGCAGGCAUCAUUAGGCCCAGAAGUUACAGAACUUGGAAGCAGGGUUUUGGCCAAAAUUCUGAGACCCUAAAUCACUUUACCUUCCUCUAAAUUACCCAACAUACAGUGAACAACAUCUGUGCAGAUAUAUGUAUGUAUUUAGUUCAGGUUGAAUUGUGUCCUUAUAAACUUACUCAAAUGAUUUCAAUUUUUAUGUGAGUGUCUCGGAUUUUUUGAUUUGUUUGUUUACUAGCUACAAGCAUGGCUGCCUGUGGUCUCAAGGUGUUGCAUAACGAUACCUGUGUUGCGCUUCCUGUUUUAACCUACCUCGUUUUGUUUGUUUCUGUUUUGCUGUUCAUCACAGCAGUGUUAUCUCCAGGAGACAUAUAGAGAGCUCAAUUGGCAAUCUCAGGUGUAUUUCAUCAUUUAAAAAAACAAAACAAAACAAAACAGUAGUUGAUCAAAUUUGGAAGAAAAAAAAAAAUCAUUGGCAUUUGUUCCCAAGAUAUCAUAACAGUUAUAGUAAUGGAUUGCUGGAUCUAUUAUUCUAAUGAUUUUGCUUAAAAUAAAUGAGUGGCUGGAUGAGCUGGUAAUGACAACAAAAUACAAAUUAGAGAUUCAGUGGCACUGCACUUUGACAACUGGGGCAGGAUGGUAAAAGGAGUAGAGAAAUAUUCAUGUUCCAUUUUGAAAUGACUCUAAAGGGCCAAGGUGGCUAAAUCAUUUACCUUUGGUUUGGAGCAGGUAGCAGAAAGAAAUUGAUCCAAGGACCCUCUCUGAUUGAUCAUGGAGGUGUCUCCAUUGGGGGUUUCCAAAAUCAGUGCAAUUCUCCAAUGCUCAUUUGGACUGCUCUCACUGGUCCAGUGCAACAAAUUCAGCAAUAACUUUUCUGAUUGAACUUGGCAACUACUCUAACUGUUAGACACUGUUGUGAAGAAGGAACAAUAAUCUCGGUCUUGACACUGGCUAGGAUUGCCACCAGCUCUUUAUAUUGCUGCUGUGUAUUUUAAAUCAGAGGCUUCUUGAAUUAUGUUGCAAAUGGAUAUAUAUUUUUUUUCCUAAGCGACAAGUUCGGAACUCACAGCUUUAAAUGAUUUUUUUAUUGUGGGUCUUUGGGUACAGUUAAGAAAUAAAAGGGAAUCAUUGUGUUUAAACAUAA
Messenger RNA from Antechinus flavipes (yellow-footed antechinus), 6774 nucleotides. RefSeq names its product TRAF2 and NCK interacting kinase (gene TNIK). The coding region runs from base 227 to 4414 and encodes 1395 amino acids. Gene Ontology annotation, biological process: protein phosphorylation. NCBI's taxonomy places the organism in Eukaryota, Metazoa, Chordata, Mammalia, Dasyuromorphia, Dasyuridae. Gene Ontology annotation, molecular function: protein kinase activity; ATP binding. The record is from RefSeq and is a predicted model, not a curated record. The transcript has 34 exons.